CUUCCGCUUCCGGCGCGUGACGCUGUCUGACAUUUUCCUCCCGUUACCGCUGCUGCGCUGGAUGCGUCCGUAGUACUUUUAGAUGGGAUCUCAGAUUAAACAGUAGCGUUGUAUAGCAUACCUUGAAAAAUUUGGCGCUAGUCUUCUGUCUCUCACUUUAGGAAGUGUAGAGGAAGACAGGAUGUCGGCCAGCGCGGUUUAUGUCUUGGACCUAAAAGGCAAGGUCCUGAUUUGUCGCAACUAUAGAGGCGAUGUGGACAUGUCCGAAAUCGAGCAUUUCAUGGCCAUCCUCAUGGACAAGGAAGAGGAGGGAACCUUGUCCCCGAUCCUGGCUCACGGUGGUGUCCGCUUCAUGUGGAUCAAGCACAACAACCUGUACCUUGUUGCCACAUCGAAGAAAAAUGCUUCUGUAUCCUUGGUGUUUUCCUUCCUCUACAAGAUAAUCCAGGUGUUCUCAGAGUACUUCAAGGAACUGGAGGAGGAGAGCAUCAGGGACAACUUUGUCAUCAUCUACGAGCUGUUGGAUGAGCUGAUGGACUUUGGUUACCCCCAGACCACAGACAGCAAGAUACUGCAGGAGUACAUCACCCAGGAGGGCCAUAAACUAGACACGGGGGCCCCGCGCCCCCCUGCCACUGUCACCAAUGCCGUGUCCUGGAGGUCAGAGGGCAUCAAGUACAGGAAAAACGAGGUCUUCCUGGACGUCAUCGAGUCUGUUAAUCUUUUGGUGAGCGCCAACGGGAAUGUGCUGCGCAGUGAGAUCGUGGGCUCCAUUAAGAUGCGUGUCUUUCUGUCGGGGAUGCCUGAGCUGCGCCUAGGCCUUAACGACAAGGUCCUGUUUGAGAACACUGGCCGAGGGAAGAGCAAGUCUGUGGAGCUGGAGGACGUCAAGUUCCACCAGUGCGUGCGCCUUUCCCGAUUCGAGAACGACCGCACCAUCUCCUUCAUACCACCAGAUGGCGAGUUUGAGCUCAUGUCCUACCGCCUCAACACGCAUCAGGUGAAGCCCUUAAUCUGGAUCGAGUCGGUGAUUGAGAAGCACUCGCACAGCCGCAUCGAGUAUAUGAUCAAGGCCAAGAGUCAGUUCAAGAGGAGGUCGACUGCCAACAACGUGGAGAUCCAUAUUCCUGUCCCCACUGACGCAGACUCGCCCAAGUUCAAGACCACAGUGGGCAGUGUGAAGUGGAUACCAGAGAACAGUGAGAUAGUCUGGUCCAUCAAGUCGUUCCCGGGCGGUAAGGAGUACCUGAUGCGGGCACACUUCGGGCUGCCUAGUGUGGAGGCAGAGGACAAAGAGGGGAAGCCACCCAUCAGUGUGAAGUUUGAAAUCCCUUACUUCACCACUUCUGGGAUUCAGGUGCGCUACCUGAAGAUCAUUGAGAAGAGCGGGUACCAGGCCCUGCCGUGGGUGCGAUACAUCACUCAGAACGGAGAUUACCAACUCAGAACACAAUAAGAGAAGCAAGAAGAUUAUGCAGAUGAUGGACGUUUGGAAUGUACAUAUUUAAGAAAAAUGUUUGUGUGUCAUGACCCUAGAGAAAAAAAUUGAUGCGAUAAUUCCAUUCAUGUUUAGCACUCUUUGAAGCAGUAAGCUACACUGUACCUCGAAUUUUGCUCUCUCACCAACAAUGCCAGAUGUAGCUUAGUUCCAGUAAUAUUUUCAGACUUAAACUGUGAUGCAGGGAGCUGCUGUGUUUAGGGACAGUCAGAAGGGCAAAGGAAAUCAAUGUACAAUUUCAAAUAAUUCAAGUCAUUAUAUAACUUGUGAAGGAGACUUGCAGUUUUCCAGGACAUACUGUUUAUAUAGGUCAGUUUCAAUGGCUCACUUUUUUAGUAUUUCUGUUUGACCAAGUACAAUGCAGUUAUGAGUAUUACAAUGGUGUGUUCAUGUGCACAAAACAAUGUUUGCAUCUAAGAACAGUGGCGCCUAAGUAAUUUAAACAGCCAAAUUAUUUUGGCAGUCCAGUGUCAGUUAUGUUUAUGAACAUGUAAUUUAAUGAACCUCUGUUUUAUUUCAGUUUUACAGAACCAUCUGGGUCUUUUUCUUUAAAUGCUUUUUUUUUUUUUGUUCUGAUAGCUUUCUGUCGCAAAAGACGGUUUUACGCUGAGGAAGUCCCACCAUAAAAGCGAGCGUUCAUUGCAGUAUUAUUGCUGAGGGUGUCAGAAUGGACGGCUGACCCACACUCCUGUCAUCCAACCAGAGUUCCAAGUUGUAUUCCUAUUAGCUUGCAGAUGUGGAAAAACUUGCUAUAACAUUCAAGUAAUUAAAUGAAGCAAGUGUCUGGCAUGUGAAGCUCUGCUUGGAAGAGUGACAGGGAAUCUGCUCUUAUGAAAUACAGUAUCUCUUGUCUAGGUCAAAAAGUCUGUAAUUAAAUUUGAGAAGUAAAUUAAGUUGUAGUGCACGUUUGACCAUGACUGAAGUCAUAGUCUGCGUCAUUGUGCCAGGAGGUGUCAGUCGAACGUUUACCUCCCUCGUUUUUGUGCAUUUUGCUAAACCAGUAUGCUUUUUUGUCCUCUUUAUCAUUUAUGGAGCUGGGGUGUGUCUCAUGUACUGUAAUACGUUGGAAAAAAAAAACCAUUUCAAGAGAAUGGAAGCAGAUGUUAGCAUUAAGAUCCACUUACAUCUCCUGACAAGCUGCCAAACCAGCAAUUUUUUUUUUGGGUUGUAAAAGUAAAAACCAGAAUGUUUGUUUACAUUUCUGUAAGGCACCUCUCUCUCUGACCAAAUUGCACCACUGAAAUGCCAUCCCGAAUUUAUCAUCUAGACUUUAUUAAUUUUUUCAGAAAUGUUAAUGCCAAAUAAAGAAAAGGACUUGUCACUUUAAAAUGUCAUCGUCUGACAGUCCCUUCCACACCGGCUUCCCUCCUGGAUAUUUGAUCGCUCUUUAAGUGGUUAUGACACGUGAUUGAUGAGUGACGAUGGUUGGUAUAUCAUAUGAACGUCAUGUUCAGACUGGCGCGGUAAUGAAACUAACUGCUAAAACUGGUUGCCUUUGUUUCGAGGGUUGCAUAAUCCUGAAGCGAUGGAACAGUCCUGCAGAUGGGGAGAAACAGUGUUUCCUUAAAUCUUUCUAAAGACUGUGGCCCAAGUUUCACCUGUAUGUGGCCUGUAUCGUACUCUUCAAUUGUUAAAUUUACGUCAUUGUUGAAGUAAUUUUUAGUGAAUAAUUUGUAGGAAGAAAAAAAUGGAAACGAUGCUUUCGGGAGCAAAAAUGUCACUUUCUGCCAUGUAACUUCUCUAUCACUGUAAGAAUCAUUAACGACCAAGCAUGCAUUUGGUAUGUAAGCAUUUCAUUAAAGUAGUUUUCUGAUAAACCUUAAA
Messenger RNA from Paramormyrops kingsleyae, 3322 nucleotides. Its product is annotated as adaptor related protein complex 1 subunit mu 1. Gene Ontology annotation, cellular component: clathrin adaptor complex. Lineage: Eukaryota; Metazoa; Chordata; Actinopteri; Osteoglossiformes; Mormyridae. Gene Ontology annotation, biological process: intracellular protein transport; vesicle-mediated transport. The record is from RefSeq and is a predicted model, not a curated record.